This is a messenger RNA of Cherax quadricarinatus, 5343 nucleotides long. Lineage: Eukaryota; Metazoa; Arthropoda; Malacostraca; Decapoda; Parastacidae. The record is from RefSeq and is a predicted model, not a curated record.
GAUUUGACAAGGCAGUAUUUAUGCACACUAGAAGAGGCAAGUGAGGGUCUGUCAGGUGAAUUUGAACAAUUAAAAAGAAUUGGAAAUGUUGCUGCACCUCUAUCUCGUCCACUGAAUGUCUGUCCUCUGAAGAAUGUUGAUGUCAAAGUGAAAAUUCCUGAAAACCAGACUUCAGCCUCACUUGAAGCAGAGUCUAAAUCGAGACAUUCUUCAGGCCUUAUGACGGGUAUACCCUUGAUCAGAAUUGAUGGUUUGAGUGAUUUGUCAUCAAGCAGAUUUUUAGUUGACCAUACUAAUUUGUCAACCGGUGAAUUAACCAGAGCACAACUUGAAUGGGAUCAUCUCCGAGAUACUAAGCAACCAGAUGAUUACAAGCUGAAUAUGGAAGGCAAGUCCCUUGCAGUAAUUCAGACGGAUGUUGAGGAAUAUGGGGACUCUGAUCUUAGUCAGGGAGAAGUUGAAGACUUCAUUCUACCUGGAUUAGAUAAAAAGUAUCUGGAACAAAGUCUGGAGGUUAUGAGGUGUCAGGAUCUUAGCAGACCUGAAGAUCACUCUUAUGAAGUCUCCACUAUCUCACAAAUGAAAGAAUGGCAUACUAAUACCACUGCAAGUGAAGAGGAGGGAAGGGUAGGUGGUUUACCAUCCUCACUACUACAGCCUCAGCACUCAAAACUAAAAGAAAAUAGCUUUGUUAGUGGUAAGGUUCACUUUGAUGUUGACCAGAUUUCAGCUAAUUCGACAAUUUUUCGUGGUGGUCUAGAGGAAUCCAAACUUUUGUCCACUUCAUGUAAUUCAUUAGGAUCCAUUGGUGCUGAUAUGAAUGAUGUUGAAAACUUCAGUGACCAGUCAAGAGAUGAUGUGGCUAAUGAAUGGUUUGAAGCUGAACAGUAUGAGCUGGCUAGCGUAUUAGAGGCAGAGUCCUUUCAUGCUCCAGAUUUAGAUUUUCUGGAGCAAGCAGAAAAGGAAACUUGUAAAGAAUUCAAAUUUCUAGAAGCAGGAACAUGUGAUAACAAUCUUGAGUUUUCUAGUUUUUCUGGCAUUUAUGGAGCAACAGAAAUUACAGUAAGGCCUUCAUGGAUUGCAAGUCCAGAGAAGAAUUUAGUUGGCCCAGGGAACAAGAUGUUGGUAGACGAUUAUUUAAAGUCACGUAGCGAAGCUUUAGGUUCUCUUGGAUGUGCAGAGAAAGAGAAGCGGCCCAACUUUGGAACCACAGUUCAUUCUCCCCCAAUGGCUGGGAAACCAAUUCCGCUCAUAGAAAAAUCACUGGAGGAGGAUGACGCAUCCCAAUUGCAUCCUCGAGAAGGUGAGACUGGUUCUGUUGCAAAUCUUACUCAAUUAAUAGUUUUUUUUUUAUCAUUCUUGGACCAGAUAGGAUAUUGUGUGAUCAGUAUUGCUGCCAUAGGUCUAAGCAUAAUUCAUAGUGCCCUCAAAUUUUCUGAAAGCAUAGAUGGCUGCCCCACUGCUGUUUCAGCCUUGUUAUUUAAGCCAUCAUAUUUUGUAGAACCAAGAAAUAAGUGUGAAAUUAAGCUGGGUGUUUGCAGCCAGUUCAAAGGAUUACUAGAAGCUAUCUUUGAGGUUCGAGUGUCGGACCUUGCCAAGGGUUUAGGAACAUCUGCAGCUGCUUCACAAGUCUCAAUUCAAACACUUAUUGUCUCUGCUAAUAUUAAUGAGCCAGAUGUGCAGCUGACAUGUGAUGGAGAAGAUGUACUAGACUUUGGUGUGGUACCAGAAGGAUGCACACUCACUCAAAAAGUAGUUAUCAUCAAUCAUUCUCCACAGACUCUUCCAGUGGUAUUACUUCUACAACAGGUAGCCGUAACUUCUCCAAUAUUCUGCUGGAAUUCUGAAAAAAAUGAAUUUGCAAAAACUAUCUCUCCUACACGUUUGGCACUUGAGCUUCCAGCAGCUAAUAAUGAAUCUGGUCCAGUGCCACAGACAAUGAAUGUUACACUUAAAGCUCCGCAUCUUGAUAAUGUAAAAGUUGGUGAGAAUGGUGUGGUAGGAGUCAGAAGCCACAUGCAGGUGGAGCUCGAUACUCCUAACAACUCUACAAUAAUCAUUGCAAGUUUUCCUGUUAAGGCACACAUUGGAGCAGUCCGCCUUGAGUCUGUACGCACUGUCAAAUCUUUGGUGUUGGAAACGAUGGCCAAUGACACGUGUACUGCUCCUGUUCCUCUGAAGAAUUCAUCUUCAUUUGCACUACGGGUAUCCCUCGAGUCAAGGGACCACAAGAAUUUGUUUACUGUUCAUCCUAAUAGCAUCGUGAUUCAGCCUCAUUCACAAGCUUCUCCAAAUCUUGUUUUUACACCUCAAGGAGAAGAGGGAAAAAUGGAAAGUGUUUUGUUAAUGCGCAUUGAGCCAGAGGGAAUGGAGUUUGAGGUACCAAUAGUGGGGAUAUCCCAUGCACUUCCAUCAGCAACAGUCCUCCCUCAGAAACACGUUAUGCCAGGAGUUCAUGAAACUCUAACAAAAACAAAUUCUGCACCAUUGUCUCAUGUGAGUGAAAAGGAUUUAGCUUCUGCCUUGGAGAGUACCAAAUCUCGCAUUGUAUUUGGCACUGUGAAAAUUGGAGACAGCAGUUCUCAGAAGUUAGUCGUAAGGAACAACUGCACUACUCAAGCGCUUUCACUCUCAUUAGGAAUUAGUGGCAACAAAGCCUUUCAGGUUGGUGAAUUUGGCAGCAAAGAGGGCCAGUGUAAGAUGGAAGUAGUGCUCAAACCAUGUCAAGAACUAGCCCUCUCUAUUUUCCUAUGCCCCAAAGAAGUUGAACCAUUAAGUGCAACACUCGUAUGCAAAUAUCGUGGUUUGACGAACCCCUUCAAAUGCAAGGUUCCACUACAAGGGUAUGGAGGAAAAAGUGAGUUGGAGAUUGCUGAUGCCUGUGAUGGCAAGCCUCUUUUUCUUCGAGACUUGGCACCAGGUUUACCAACUCUAGUCAACACUACUUUUACUAAUACAGGAGACAGAGUAAUGUUUUUGAAGCUUCUGGUGUUUACAGAUGACCAGUGUUCAGAACUACUGCCCUCAAGUGAAAUCUCCGUGCAACCUUCAGAAUUUGUUUUGGCACCAAAGGAAAAUCGGGAUAUAUUUAUUGCAGCAACUGGGACUGCUAACAUGUUGGCCAAGGCACCUGGCUGUGUGGGAGUGUUACAGGUUAUAUCAGGGGAUGAGAUUUUACGCCAGAGAUUCCGGAGACUUAAAAACAAAGAAGUAAAGAUCCGGCGUAUUAAUGAUCCUAGCCUACUGAAGAUCAACUGGGAUAGUGUUUAUACAGGGAAGAAGGAAGUUCAAAAUGAAGAAGAUUGUCUCCCUCCACAGCCCGAAGAUUCUGCCGUCUUCUUCAAUUCGUGUUCCAAAAUUCAGAUUCAGUUGUAUGGAGAGCGUCAAGCUCAUGACGAUGCAUCAAGCACUGUGUUUGCAUGUUUAAAUGCUGAUGAUACAGUCAGCUUGGAGGCAGAUAUCACUGCUGCUGCUGGUGACAGUUAUAAUCCACAGAUUAUGUGUGAGAAUGAAAGUCGGUGUGCAACUAUUACUGUUCUUCCUACUGGAGGUGAAAAUAGUGCUGCUCAGUCUCUGACAGUAUCAAAGCAGCUUCCAUCAGCAUCUCCACCAGUUCAGCAAUCUCCAGUGCCUUCCACAGAUAGUCUAGCUCCAAAGCCAUUAAUUGAUCUUCAAGCUCCAGAACUGAAAAUACCCUCUGUGAGAUAUCCAAGCACAUCAGCAAAUCCUGAGACGACUACAAAGACUAAUGUCGCCAACACUGGUAGGAGCCAGACCAACGAGAGUGAAGUAAAACACAUGGGUAGCACAGAGAGCCUAGUGCAAUUGGUGUCAGAUAUUAUUAACUUCCCAGAUACAGCAACAAUGAAAGAAAAUUAUGUGAAAGUAAAGUUAAGAAAUCUUGAUGGCCUUGUUCAUGUUGUGAGAGCAGUUGUUGUUAAAGGCCCCUUUGCACUGCGUCACACACAGUUCAGCAUCAAGUCAGGCCAUUAUGUUAGUGUCCCUGUUUACUUCAGGCCACAGAAGGCAGGGAUGUAUUCAGGUCAGCUUAUGUUGACAGUGUUGGAGGAACAGACAAUUCUUCCUGUUCAACUGUAUGGCAGAGCUGUGUGAUAGAAUACUUCAUUGCUGUAGAUGAAAAUUUAUAGACGGAGGGCUAUUUUAAUAUAGGAAUUAAACAUGCAAACGUAUCUAUUGAAGCAAGUCUUGGGAAUAAUGCUUUGCUGCAUAAUUAUAAAUUAUAGAAAUUCCUAACCAGCUGUGAUAAUUCAUAUACUGCUAAUAAGGAAAGUACAUCAGUAUAGCUGAGUACUUUGUAUUUCAAUUAUCUUAGUACUUAAAGGAUAUUAGAAUUAGUUAGAUGCAUUUAAAAUGGGUAAGUCAUAUAAGCCUGGUGUUCAAGGGUUUUAAUACAUUAUAUAUUUGUAAAGUUUUGCAGAAAUAUUAGAACCUUCAUUUUCGACAAUUUUUUUUAAUCAAAUGUUUAUUGCACGCAAAUAAAAAUUAAUCUUGGCAAGUGUACGUAAAAUAAAGUUUUUGAAUGAUCGUAAGAAAAUAAUGUGGGCUAUUCCAGGGAUUACAGUACGGUAGUGUCAGAGAAGUGUUCUUCAGAGAUCUGUAGUACGAAAGAUUUGUGAUAAGUACUGAAGGUGAGUUAUAAUGUUGGUACAGUAUACAUACUGAUGUAUAUAUUUUAGUCGAGCAAUACUGUAUACGUUAUUUACUUGACCUUUGCUACUUUUUUUUUUUUUUUUUUUUUUUUUUCUUUUAACCAUUGCUACAUUAUAUUGGUAGCCCACUUGGUGUAGCAUGACACAAACUUGUACUUUUAUAGUAUGUAUUUUUGUACUUUUCCUCAGCUGGUAUCAUUCCAUUUAUUGUCUGGUGCCUUAUCUUUGCAAUUUCUCCAACAUGCUAUUUAUAUGAAACAAAACUACCCUUUUUUAUUUCCUAAUGAACACAACUAACCUUCAGAAAUAUUAAUGGCCUGUGUCUUGAGAUUUUUGAUACAUAUUGUAACAAAGUGCUUGGUAAAUAAUACAGCUACUGCAUAACAGUAAGAGGCAAAUCCUGUAUAUCCACUUUUAGCUGAGGAUUGAGGCAUCAGGAUAGUAUUAAGUAGACAGUCUCAAAUAAUGAGGUUUUACUGUAUAAGAUCUUGUAUUAAAACUUUUUUCAAUUUAUAAUUAGCUUACAGGUAGUUUCAGAAUUCUUAAAACCCUUGAGCAAUAGUAGUAUUUUCAGUUCAUUAACUUUGUUAUGGAUUUAAUAAACUAUUUAAUGCUUUUUUUUUCCCCCUUUAAAAAUCAUGUAUUUUAUAUUAAAAAAUCAUAAAAAAUUUAA